CCCUCACAAUCACACUCCCUCACAAUCACACUCACACUCAUCAAUCUCUCAUCUCUCAAACCCUCAAAAAAAUCACUCACCAAUGGCAACCAUGGCAACGACCACCCUCACCUCCUCCCUUACCAAAUCCUACACCAAAUCCUCCUUCCUCGGCUCCUCCAUCAAACCCUCCACCAUCGCCGCCUCCGCCGCUUCCCGACCCAUCAAAUCCAUCUCCGCCGCCGCCUACAACCUGGACGCCUUCAAAUUCAACCCCAUCAAGGAGUCCGUCGUCUCCCGCGAGAUGACCCGCCGCUACAUGACCGACAUGAUCACCUUCGCCGACACCGACGUCGUCGUGGUCGGCGCGGGCUCCGCCGGCCUCUCCUGCGCCUACGAGCUCAGCAAGAACCCCUCCAUCAACGUCGCCAUCAUCGAGCAGUCCGUCAGCCCCGGCGGCGGCGCGUGGCUCGGCGGCCAGCUCUUCUCCGCCAUGGUGGUCCGCAAGCCCGCCCACCGCUUCCUCGACGAGCUCGACAUCGCCUACGACGAGCAGGACGACUACGUGGUGAUCAAGCACGCCGCCCUCUUCACCUCCACCAUCAUGAGCAAGCUCCUCGCCCGCCCCAACGUCAAGCUCUUCAACGCCGUCGCCGCCGAGGACCUCAUCGUCAAGUCCGGCCGCGUCGCCGGGGUCGUCACCAACUGGGCCCUCGUGUCGAUGAACCACGACACCCAGUCGUGUAUGGACCCCAACGUCAUGGAGGCCAAGGUCGUCGUGAGCUCGUGCGGCCACGACGGGCCCUUCGGCGCCACCGGGGUCAAGCGCCUCCGCAGCAUCGGGAUGAUCGACACCGUCCCCGGGAUGAAGGCCCUCGACAUGAACACGGCCGAGGACGCCAUCGUCCGACACACCCGCGAGGUCGUCCCGGGGAUGAUCGUCACUGGGAUGGAGGUCGCCGAGAUCGACGGCGCCCCCAGAAUGGGACCGACAUUUGGGGCGAUGAUGAUUUCGGGUCAGAAGGCGGCGCACUUGGCGUUGAGGGCGUUGGGGCUGCCCAAUGCUCUGGAUGGAGCGGCGGUGGCUCAGCCGGAGUUGGUGUUGGCGGCGGCGGAGUCGGAUGUGGUUGAUGCUUAGAUGAAUCUAUGGGAGUUUGCCUUAAGUUGGUGGUCCCGAAUAAAUAAUUAUGUGUUGAGUGAAAACAUUAUUGGUUGUGUUCUUGCGAAUUACUCCAUUAUCUAAUUACUACUUUUUUCUCAA
This is a messenger RNA of Salvia hispanica, 1240 nucleotides long. RefSeq names its product thiamine thiazole synthase 2, chloroplastic-like. Gene Ontology annotation, biological process: thiamine biosynthetic process. Lineage: Eukaryota; Viridiplantae; Streptophyta; Magnoliopsida; Lamiales; Lamiaceae. The record is from RefSeq and is a predicted model, not a curated record.